Vollenhovia emeryi is the source of this 4525-nucleotide messenger RNA. Its product is annotated as nuclear RNA export factor 1-like. The transcript is spliced from 7 exons. Gene Ontology annotation, cellular component: nucleus; cytoplasm. The coding region runs from base 232 to 2190 and encodes 652 amino acids. Gene Ontology annotation, molecular function: RNA binding; protein binding. The record is from RefSeq and is a predicted model, not a curated record. Lineage: Eukaryota; Metazoa; Arthropoda; Insecta; Hymenoptera; Formicidae. Gene Ontology annotation, biological process: poly(A)+ mRNA export from nucleus.
GUUUCUCGCUCAUUCGUAAUUUCGUACCCAUUCGUACCACAGCGUCGCUAGGGUUCGGAUGUGCUUGCGUAGCUCGUAAGAGUGAAGGGCAAAGAGAAUCGUUAGGCGAAGUUCGAGGUUAGGAGUAGGGUUGUGCGAGUAGAUAGAGAUAGUAGCUAGGUGUUUCACGGUUUUCGCUUAGGUCUCGCGUUUAGCUUCGUGGAUCCCUUAGGUUCCGUGGACUCGAGCAAGAUGCCGAAAAGAUCAGGCAACAAUAGAUGGGGCGGCCGCGGUAACAACCGAGGAAACGAGGCCAAAGGGUAUUUUGGUCACGAUGAUCGUACGAUGGUACGAAACGUAGGAAGGGAUGGUGGACCGAGCGUCGGUCCCACAAAACAUCGCGUAUCGUUUAAGACCCUUAGGCCAAACCACAGGGAUAUGUCGCGUAAUUUGAUAUUGUCAAAUUUACUGGACGAAGACAUUCCAAUGGCGGGUAGUUCCAACAAUAAUACUAGGCAGGUGGUAAUGAAUCAGAGGGAUAGAGAUAGGGGUGAUAGGACUUGGCAUACGGUCUCUCGCGGUAGGAACAGUCCGAUGCCGAAUAGGAAUUUCAAAGGAGGUCAAGCUGGUUCGAGGUCACGGGUGCUUCCGAUUGUCGAGUCCAAUUGGUAUAGGAUAAUUAUACCAUUUGGUAAUAAGUAUGAGAAGGAGCAUGUUAUUCAUGCGCUUCUCAACUGUAUGGCACCUCACGCAUUCAUUCCCAUAAUGUACAAGGUAAUGGGAAGUGAAGCCAGUUUCUAUAUUGACGAUCACAAGACGGCGAACGCAUUGUUGCGUUGCGAUCGCAAGGUACUGAUGGAUGACGGAUUCAAGUUACAAGUGAAGGCGAAGCCCGGAUUUCCAAUUUGCGAAAUUGAUGAAAAGUUGAAAGAACGAUUGAAGCAAGCCAUGGUUAAGAGAUAUGUACAAGAGAAAAAUGCUCUAGACUUGUCCAAGUUUCAUGUUGAUUCCGAUCUUUACUCGGAUUACUUUUGUGCGUUGUGCCACCCUGUUAUGUUGAUGGCUGUGUUAGAUAUUGUUGGGGAACACAUUCCGAAUCUAGAAGCAUUGAACUUAGAAGGCAACAAAUUACAUAAUCUCGAGAGACUUGAGGUGUUGAAUAAGAAGUUCUCGAAAUUGAAGAUUCUUUAUAUUGGUGAUAAUAAGAUCAAAGAUAUUCACCAACUGAAUGGUAUUAAGGAUCUAAAACUGGAAGAAUUGAAGUUGUCUGGAAACCCUGUUUGCAACAGGUAUAAGUCUCGGCAAAGUGAUUACACAAGUGACGUCCGAAAGAGAUUCCCCAGGUUGCUACGAUUGGAUGGCAUAGAAUUACCGCGUCCAAUUAUUUUUGAUGUUAUCGAUAUAACUGUCAAGAUACCUCCAUCGCAAAGAAUGUUUGUUUUGGAUCCUAAAAUUCAAGAGAUAGCGAGCCAGUUUUUGCAACAAUACUUCACGAUAUUUGAUAGCGAUAAUCGUCAACCUUUACUCGAUGCAUACGCCGAAAAUGCAUGCUUAAGCCUGACGAUAACCAAUUUCCAUAACAAUAAUCACAAGUUAAAUGGGUAUUUCACGGAGAAUAGAAACUUAUUUAGAACAAUUGAUUCAAAUAGAAGACAGAAGUUAUUAAAACAGGGUAGAUUGCCAGUAGUUUCGUUUAUAUCGGAAAUGCCAAAGACAAGGCAUUUAUUGAAUACCUUUACCAUGGACAUCACUCUUGCAACACAAGCAAUGAUGUUCAUUACUAUAACGGGUUACUUUCAAGAACUUGAUAAAGACGAGCCCAUUCGUUACUUCAACCGCACCUUCAUAAUUGUUCCGGAAGGUGGGGGAUACUGUAUUCGAAAUGAGCAGUUGCACAUUAGUCAGCCGUCUGAGGCGCAAUUGAAGCAACUGCAUCAGCAACUGAAUCAGCUCAGAAGUCAACCGCAACCGCAGACGGUGCCGCAGACGGUGCCGUUGGAAACUUCAGAAGUAGCGAAACCGAUGACAACAGAACUUAGCGACGAAAUAAAACAGCAAAUGACGGUGACGUUAAGUCAGCAGACAAAUAUGAAUCUGGAAUGGAGCUUAAAGUGCUUACAAGAGACUCAGUGGAAUUAUGAUAAUGCACUCUCUGCUUUUCACGAGUUCUUUAAACGUGGGCAGAUACCGUCAGAAGCGUUUACGAGGUAAACGCCAUACAUUGAGUAAGGAAACUUGCCAUUGUGAUAAUAGCGUAAGAAAAAUCAGAGUGCAGGAGCUUCUUGUUUAACUGCGAUCUCCAUUCCAUUCCGUCGUAUACUUUUUUUUAUAAGUAUACUUAUUUUGUAUCUUGUAUCAAAACUUGAGUAGAAAGCAUUUGGUUAUUUGUUACUUUCGAUUUAUGUAUUUCUAGCAACAAAAGAUAAUUAUUAAUUUUUUUGAGGAAAGGGUAAAUGCUAGAAAAAGCAAUAGAUUAGGUAUAUUAAUAGAGUUCCUUUAAAAAACUAUUUCAAAUAUAUCUACAAUCCGUCUUGUUUAAACAUUUAAAUUUUGUUUAAACAUCUGAAUCUUGUUUAAACAUUUAAAUUUGCACACAAUACAUCCACAUGAAAAUUGUUAAAAGUCAUCAUUUCUAUCUCAUUACAAUCUUGUUUAAGAAAAGUCAUAACUAUGUUUAUAUUCUGAUUUUUAACAAAUUUCAUACGUAUACAGAUAUAUUAUUGUUUGACAGUACUAGUGAAAACAGUAACUUUUCCAACAAUUAUUUGUAAACCAUAGUUUUUUCUGAAAUUAUGAAAAUGUUAAUUUAAAAAUAUUAUAACGUACAUAUGUUAAUUAAGUACACAUUUUUGAACAAAGCAGAAGCUCCAACAAGAAUCACAGCUAUUUUGUGACAACAAAACAAAACGAGCUGUAAAAACAUAUGUAUCUAAAGUUUUAAUGGAGGGCUUCAAGUUUUUAUAAGAAUAAUUAUAGAUACUUAUCUCUGAUGUGAUCUUCAACUGGAAGCUUUCCAUUAACCACUUCAGCGGCAGACAAAAUUUCACUGUUUGUGCCCCAGUGGGCAAGAAAAAAAAGUAAUCGGAUUUUAAUGUCACUUGGUAUCUAGAGGUUUUUUGGGCCGCUGAAUACGAAUUUGCGAUCAAAAUUCAAAAUGGCGGACCCAAUGUGGCGACCAAAAAUAAUCACAAAGUCCGAAAUCUUUCCGAUUGUUAAGAAAUCUAUAGGUAUCUAGGGGUUUUUUGAGCCGUUACGAAUUUGAUAUCAAAAUUCAAAAUGGCGAACAAAAUAAAAAACGCACAAAAAAUAAAAACGCUAAAAAAAUAAACGCAAAAAAAUAAAAAAAGAUAUAGGAACAUAAAUCUGAAUUCAUAAACAUUGUCAGGAGACAAGGUUUUUGAAUUUUUAUAUUUUUUAUGCGGCCGCCAUUUUGAAAUUUUGAUCGCAAAUUUGUAUUCAACGACCCAAAAACCCCUUGACACUAGGUUUCUUAACAUCGAAAACAAUCAAAAAGAUUUUGGAUUUUGUGAUUAUUUUCGAUAGCCAUAUUGGGUCCGCCAUUUUAAAUUUUGAAAUUUUGAUCGCGAAUUUGUAUUCAACGACCCAAAAAACCCUUGGGUACCAAGUUUUAUGAAAAUCGGGCCAGUCUAAUUAAAAAUUAAACGAUGUGCGCCAUAUGGCGUCAAUGCCCACAGGGACACGUACAUUUUCCGCGCCAUAUGGCGUCAAUGCCGCUGAAGUGGUUAAAACCUUACAUACAUAUGCUUUUAGAGAUUGUUUUGUUCAUUGUUACAAAAAAAUUGCAAUUUCUGCUAGAACACCACUCUGCAUAUUUAGGUAUUUUUGGGUAAUAUGUAUAAUGAAAUCACUGAUCAUUAUGUAUAGGAUUUGAUGAACUGAAUAUUCCCAAAAAUAAUUUUUAUACUUUUUCAAGCAGUUAUUUAGUAAUACUAGUGAUCAUUUGGGUUACUGUUCAUUGGUGUUAUUUGAUAAAUAUACACCGUCUAAAUUGAAAUAGAUAUGUGCACAUUUAAUAGUAAGACAAGUCAGAUUACUAAUAGACUGAUUAACUUAGGAACUUAGUUAUUUUACAUAUAACAAGCAAUAUUUUGUUGCCAAUGUUUCUAGGUUUUGAUACAUGGUAUAAAAAAUUUUAUCUUUAAAGAGUAAAAAAAUGAAAACAAAAAAAUUAAGUAGGUGAAAAAAUUUAGUUAUUUAGUCUUUCCGUGGGGAGAACAGAAAUUAUUAUUAUUAAUUUCACGUUAAGAUAUGAUUACGUUAAGAUAUCAGAGUCAACCAAUUUAUUCGAGAUUCAGAAAGAGUAUGAACUAAAAGAAAAAUUUAUAUUCCAUUAACACAUUUAAAUUUUCGAUUUGCUCAUGAGGUACGAGCAAAUGGGAAAUAUAAAUAUAUUCAAUGAUGUUACCGUGAUCGCAAUAAUGUUAGAUCCAAAAAAUUAGGUUUGUUAGAUUGGACUUGCUUCCAACAGACAGAGAGAGAGAGAGAGAGAGAGAGAGAGAGAGAGAGAGAGAGAGAGAGAGAGAGA